This is a messenger RNA of Pelecanus crispus (Dalmatian pelican), 1056 nucleotides long. It is a transcript of the gene PDCL, whose product is annotated as phosducin like. Gene Ontology annotation, cellular component: cytoplasm. The record is from RefSeq and is a predicted model, not a curated record. Gene Ontology annotation, biological process: heterotrimeric G-protein complex assembly; regulation of G protein-coupled receptor signaling pathway. NCBI's taxonomy places the organism in Eukaryota, Metazoa, Chordata, Aves, Pelecaniformes, Pelecanidae.
AUGACUACUUUGGAUGAUAAACUGCUUGGUGAGAAGCUCCAGUAUUAUUACAGCAGUAGCGAGGGUGAGGAUGAAGACAGUGAGAAAGAAGAUAAGGAACGGGAGAGCGCCAUUCCUGAAAGCAUGGGGGAAGUAGAGCUUAGCAGCGAUGGCAGUGCAGUCAACACAGGUCCCAAAGGUGUCAUUAAUGACUGGCGAAGAUUUAAACAACUGGAAACUGAACAGCGGCAGGAGCAGCGCAGAGAAAUGGAACGACUCAUAAAAAAGUUAUCUAUGACGUGUAGAUCUCACUUAGAUGAAGAGACUGAUAAGCAGAAGCAGAAAGAGCUUCAGGAAAAAAUCAAUGGAAAGAUGACGUUACAAGAAUAUAACAUGAUUCACAACGAUGAAGAUGAUGAGGAAUUUUUACAGCGAUACAGGAAGCAGCGAAUGGAGGAGAUGAGGCAGCAGUUGUACAGUGGGCAGCAAUUUAAACAGGUUUUUGAGAUUACCAGUGGAGAAGCGUUUUUGGACACAGUUGAUAAAGAGCAUAAGAGCACACUGAUCAUGAUCCAUAUUUAUGAAGAGGAUAUCCCUGGCACCGAAUCCCUGAACGGCUGUAUGAUUUGCCUGGCUGCUGAGUAUCCAACAGUUAAAUUUUGCAGAGUAAAGAGUUCACUCAUCGGUGCUAGCACUCGCUUUACUAAUAAUGCUCUGCCAGCUUUGCUGAUCUAUAAGGCAGGUGAGCUCAUCGGCAAUUUUGUGCGAAUCACUGACCAGCUUGGAGAAGAUUUUUUUGCUGUAGACCUGGAGGCUUUUCUGCAGGAAUGUGGUUUGCUUCCAGAAAAAGACCUAGUGCUCCUGACUUCUAUACAUAAUCCGUCUGCAUGUUACAGUGAAGACAGUGAUCUGGAAAUAGACUGAACCACUUAUCCCAAGGGGCCAGUAGGUGUAGUUGUACUGUGGGAUGUUCUUGUGCUAGGGAUUGUUCUCCUUCUUCCUUAGUGUGGGUAUGUAUUCUUCCCUUCAUGCACUUUGACUUUUGCUUGUUAAAAAUAACAUAAGGAAUUCCUAACA